CCUCUCGCGCCCCCUCCUGGCCGGGGGAGGAACCCGGUUUUGUUGACACUCUGACACUUAGCUUAGCUCCGACAGACACAGGCGACAUGGCGGCCGAAGUGAGGCAGGAGCUCGCACAGCUUAUGAAUUCCACCGGAUCCCAUAAAGAUCUCGCUGCCAAGUAUCGACAAAUCUUGGAGAAGGCCAUUCAGUUUACAGAUGCAGAUCAGCUGGAGUCAUUGAAAGCCUUUGUAGAAGCAAUGGUUAAUGAAAAUGUCAGCCUCGUCAUCUCCAGACAGCUGCUCACCGAUUUCUGCACACAUCUGCCCAGCCUGCCGGACGCCACGGCCAAAGCAGUGUACCACUUCACGCUGGAAAAGAUCCAGCCGAGGGUCAUCUCCUUCGAGGAGCAGGUAGCCUCGAUCCGACAGCACUUAGCAACCAUUUAUGAAAAGGAGGGAGACUGGAGAAAUGCUGCCCAGGUUUUAGUCGGCAUUCCCCUGGAAACAGGACAGAAGCAGUAUAAUGUUGACUAUAAGCUGGAUACGUAUCUGAAAAUUGCCCGACUCUACCUAGAAGACGACGACCCGGUGCAGGCCGAGGCUUAUAUCAACAGAGCCUCGCUGCUUCAGAACGAGUCGUCCAAUGAGCAGCUGCAGAUACACUAUAAGGUGUGCUACGCCAGAGUCCUCGAUUUCAGAAGGAAAUUCAUUGAAGCUGCGCAAAGAUACAACGAGCUCUCAUAUAAGUCAAUUGUCCAUGAAAGUGAACGUCUGGAGGCGCUUAAACACGCCCUGAACUGCACGAUAUUAGCAUCAGCAGGGCAGCAGCGCUCUCGUAUGUUGGCCACUCUCUUUAAGGACGAGCGCUGUCAGCAGCUGGCCGCCUACGGGAUUCUGGAGAAGAUGUACCUGGACCGAAUCAUCAGAGGGAACCAGCUGCAGGAGUUUGCCGCCAUGCUGAUGCCCCACCAGAAAGCAACCACAGCCGACGGGUCGAGCAUCCUGGACAGAGCUGUGAUUGAACACAACCUCCUGUCCGCUAGUAAACUCUACAACAACAUCACGUUUGAAGAACUGGGAGCGCUGCUGGAAAUCCCCCCGGCAAAGGCUGAGAAGAUAGCUUCCCAGAUGAUCACUGAAGGACGCAUGAAUGGCUUCAUCGACCAGAUAGAUGGCAUCGUACACUUUGAAACCCGUGAGCCCCUUCCUACCUGGGACAAACAGAUCCAGUCUCUAUGUUUCCAAGUCAACAACCUCCUAGAAAAGAUCCGAACGGCGGCUCCAGAGUGGGCGGCGCAGGCUAUGGAAGCCCAGAUGACCCAGUGAAGCACCUCCACCUCCUCUAAACCUCCUCUAAACCGCCCCAUCCACCCGUUUUCUUUUUUUCUUUCGGCUAAAUGUUUCACACCGUUUUUAUUUCUCGGCUCAGCGCUUCUCUCAGCGUAUCUAUCGAUCACACGUUACUGGGUGGAGUUGUUCAGAUGUGUUUGACCUGUGAUGAAGAAGAAGAUACGUACUCGGUUGUUAAUUUCACGACACUGCUACGUCUGUACAGCUGGGGUCAUGUAAAAAAAAAAAAAAGAAAAAACUCAUAAAGGAGAAAUAAAUUCAAAGCUGAAUGUG
This is a messenger RNA of Mugil cephalus (flathead mullet), 1604 nucleotides long. It is a transcript of the gene cops4, whose product is annotated as COP9 constitutive photomorphogenic homolog subunit 4 (Arabidopsis). Bases 87 to 1307 code for a protein of 406 amino acids. Lineage: Eukaryota; Metazoa; Chordata; Actinopteri; Mugiliformes; Mugilidae. The record is from RefSeq and is a predicted model, not a curated record. Gene Ontology annotation, cellular component: COP9 signalosome; cytosol. The transcript is spliced from 10 exons.